AUGAUUUCCAUAUCGACACUUUUGCCGGCCUCGCUUCUUCUAGCGGGCGGCCUAGUGGCUGCCCAGUCAGAGAACAUUGAAGCAGAGCUCUUCAAGCCAACAAGAUAUAUUGUUGAAUUCUCAGAUGCUGGCUCAGCAAAGUUUAGAAAACGAGAUGGGGAGAGUGAUACGGAGGCUUUUAUUAGCAAACUCCAGGACGGAGGCGUAAGCGCGGAGCCGGCCAUUACGUUCAACUCUGAGCUGUUCCAUGGAGCCUCAUUUGAGAUCACCAACGCCACAGAGCAGGCUGUAGCUGACAUCCUGAACCUCCCCGAGGUGGGAAGACUAUGGCCAGCAACAUACAUGACACUCAAUGCCGAGUCCCAAGGCUUCCUCCAAGACUCGGCGGCCCUCGCUGCUUGGGAUCCUCAUAAGGAAACCAACGUGUCCCAGGUUCACACUCUAGGACACAAGGGUGAAGGCGUAGUCGUCGGCAUCGUGGACACCGGCGCCGAUUACACCCACCCCGCUCUGGGAGGCGGCCUCGGUGCCGGCUUCAAGAUCGACGGCGGCUGGGAUUUCAUAGGCGACUCACCAGAUGUCAUGGACUGCAAUGGCCAUGGAACCCACGUUGCCGGUAUUAUUGGUGCCGAUGAUAAGUAUGUUCAAGGCGUUGCGCCCAAGGCCACACUUCGACCAUACAAAGUUUUCGAUUGCUCGGGCGGUGCAACCGAGGAUACUGCCAUGGCGGCAUUUAUACGUGCACAUGAGGAGGGUGCAGAUGUGAUUAAUGGCUCUCUGGGAGCAGACCGUGGAUUCCCAGAUAGCGCAAUCGCUCUCUUGCUUUCAAGGAUUCAAGAACAGGGUACUCUUAUCGUCAUCGCGGCAGGGAACUCGGGUGCGCAAGGGCCCUUUUACACUACGAACCUGGGAAACAACUUCGGCGGUCUCACCAUUGGCAGCAUUGAACAUGAAACUCUGAUUGCGCACAUGGUUACUGCCUACUCCUCGAGCGGGGAAUCUAGAACUUUUGCCUAUACCAGCAACGAUGGUCGACCAUUCAAUAGGACCGGAAACGUCACUGCCUCAUGGCUGGACGCAGACACACGAACAUUUAACCCUUGCCUUCAGUGGACAGCACCAUCCCCAAUCCCAGACGACAACCUCAUCGUUUUGCCACGCAACACUAUUUGCAGCUGGCAGAGCCAUGACAACAUCCUCAACAACAGAGUCGACUGGGCAUUUUGGUACAACCUCAAGGAUGCUGAGUACGAAGUGCCUACCCGCCUGAUAUAUGAUCCCUCAGUCCAGCCCGUAGGCACGGCCUUGAUUAGUUACGAAGACGGUGACUGGUUGGUAACUCAACACGAGAACGGUUAUGAUGUCACCUACAGUUUCGAUCCUGAUAGCUCUCCGGUGGCUGCUGAGAGACCAAGCUGGGCAGGCGGCAGACUCAACAAUUGGAGUUCAUGGGGUCCUACCAUCGAUGGGCGAAUGAAGCCCGAGGUCGUUACGCCAGGUGGUACGAUCUACAACACUGCUGCGGGUGGCGGUUGGGUCACGUAUUCCGGAACCAGCAUGGCUUCUCCAUAUGCUGCUGGCCUCGGUGCUCUCGUUCUUGGUGUCCACGGCACUCGCCAGGAGAAAUCUGACGCCGCUGCUUCUGCUCGUCGUCGAAUCAUCGCCAGCACUAGAUCAAUCAAAAAUCCAGACGGAUCUGGUGCACCCGCCUCAGUUGGCCAGCAGGGUGCGGGCCUCGUUGAUGGACUCAAGGCAGUGCUCUAUUCGACAACUGUCAACCCCUCAUACAUCCAGCUCAACGACACGGACAAUUUCAAGUCUACCAAUGAGAUUCAGAUUACCAACAAUGGAGACGAGCAGGUCACGUAUAAACUGAGUCACAGCACUGAGCCAACGUAUUUCCCUAGAAACGCUGAAACUGGGCUUUUUAUCCUAUCGCCACCUCAUUCCACUGAAAGCAGCGACCUGGCCAGUGUCGAACUGUCAGUGGAGGAGGUUACGAUUGCCGCUGGUGAGACUGUGAGCGUUGAAGUUCACUUUACAGAGCCUUCUGCAAGCGACAACAGCACGUUCCCCAUAUACGGGGGUGCCAUUGUCAUAUCUGGAAACAAUGACGAGACCGUCCGCGUAUCUUACUUGGGUCUGAAAGGUUCCAUCAACAACUUCCCCCACUUUGGUGGUAUCAACCCACCUUUUCAGGAUCCUGACGGCCAGGCCAUGACAGAAGGAAAGACCUACUCUUUCGAUGACCAAAACGUCCCUUACCUGCCAUUUGUCAUCGCAUGGUCAACAAGAGAGUUCAGUUUUGAUUUUGUCGGCAAAGAUUGGUCACCCGAGGACUGGGCCUGGCCACUUGUCCCCGGGGAGAAGAACUUCUUUGGCAGCUUCCGGACUGUUGGUGACGGAGAUGACUUCGUGGUCGCUGACUUCCCCGUCGUGAACUUCCCACGUAUAAGUAGACAAUUCCACGCCAGACCAUCCGGUACAUUCUCAUGGGGCGGGGAGCUCGUCGAUGGCGAGUAUAGGUAUCUUAGAAGGUCUUUGAAGACUUUUGGAGACCCGAACAAGAUCGAAGAUUGGCAGUGGGAUCUGUCGCCGUGGUUUGGCGUGGAGCGCGGCGCUUGA
Messenger RNA from Clonostachys byssicola, 2625 nucleotides. The record is from the annotation of a GenBank genome assembly. Lineage: Eukaryota; Fungi; Ascomycota; Sordariomycetes; Hypocreales; Bionectriaceae.